UAAAGUAAGGGUCGGGAUUGCUAUAAGACUUAAGCUACGCCGGGGAAGUGACUUAUUACAUGCGUUUCUUUCGCCGAUUAGUGACUACUAUCGGUGCUGUUAGUUUAAUUCAUAAUCGCACUUAUCUAAUAUCUAGUAGUAGUAGUAGUAGAAACAGUAGCAGUAGUGGUGGUAGUAAUAGAUCGAGAGUGCUGUGCUGCAGGAUCGGCAAGGAUAACAAAAGAAACGCGCUCGAAACAGUUCGAAUGUUAUUAUGGGAUGAAUUAAACAAUUACUAUUUUCAAACAAUUGCACUAGUAACAAAAUCAAAGACAAAAGGCUUUUGUUUGACCUUUGUUCUAUAAAAAGGAAAGUAAUUGUAGUAAAAACAAUUACACUUAUUAGCAUAUUUAAAAAGGAAAAAUGUUCUCUGGGAAAGCACGGUUGCCAACAUAAAAAAUCGGUAUAUUCGCUCUACGAAACUAACAGAACAAUUACUUUAAUAUCUAAUAAAUAAUUAAUUGAGAUUGACUCAUUCUGUCGUGAGUGAAUUUUAAAACAAAAGUAGAAUAAUAAUAUAAUGGAAAUCAUAGAAUCCCGUCCAUUUCCUGACGAUGUCACGUCGAACGAUGACGAAACAAGCAGCGCUAACACUGAAGAUGCACUGAUUAGCGCUCGAAACAGUAGCGAAACAAUUAAUUCUACCACCAACAGAAACAACAUUGGCUGUUGUGUAACUGAUGAAAAGAAGAUCACUUUUUGUGGUACAAAACGAUACUUAAUAUCUGGGAUAAUACUCAUUAUAAUAGGAAUUGUGUCAUUAAUUUGGACACCGUUUGAAGUUUUAAUGAACGAAAGGUUGAAAAUGAUGCCUGGUUUUCCCCCGUACGAGUGGUGGAAAAAUCCCCCAGACGAAGUACUUUUACGGGUUUAUAUUUUUAACGUAACAAAUUCCGAAGAGUUCCUAAGCGGUACAGAUGUUAAAUUAAAGUUACAGGAAGUAGGACCGAUAAUUUAUAGAGAAAAACUAACUCAUAGUAAUAUAAGCUUCAAUGAAAAUGGCACCUUGUCUUACGUCGCAACAAGGACUGCGAUAUUUUUGCCAGAAAUGAACACCAUAAACUUAAACGAAACACUAAUCAUGCCAAAUUUAGCACUAUUAGGAAUGGCUUCGUACCUUUAUGAUGCUUCCCUAUUUACCAAAGUUGCCUUUAAUUUAAUGGUGAGGUCACUGAAUAGCCAGGCGUUGGUUAAAACCACCAUAAGUGAUUAUUUGUGGAAUUUUACUGACCCGCUCUUGGAUGCCGCCCAAAGAAUCCUACCCUCCCUGGUUCCAGUCAAAAACAUGGGCAUUUUACACAGAAUCUACAGCAACUUCGAAGAUUUAGUGACAGUUUUUGUGGGCGCCGAACAUGGGCACGAGAGGUUUUUCAUGAUUGACAAAUACCACGGCUCCCAAUUCGUCCCAUUCUACGAUAAUCACUGCCAAGACCUAAUUGUAAACUCUACUGAAGGUGUGGCAUAUGCCCAAUUCCUAACGAAAAACUCCACACUACUGUAUUGGAGAAAAACCCUUUGCAAAGUAACACCUCUCUAUUACGAAAGUGAAUCAAUAAAAUUCGGAUUAAACGCGUAUAAAUUCGAAUUGCCGAACAAUACAUUUGAUAGAAAAUAUCCAGCUUACUCUGAUUGUUACUUAGGAGAUCCUCCUUUACCCAGUGGUUUGUCAGAUGUUUCAAAAUGUUACUACGAUUUUCCAAUGGCUGCCAGUUUUCCACAUUUCCUUUACGGGGAUGAUAUCCUGCAAACAUACGUCGACGGAUUGUCACCUAACUACGAGAAGCAUCACUCUUUUGUUUAUGUUGAGCCGACAACAGGCAUCCCAAUGGAAUCGAGAGCCAGAUCUCAAAGCAAUCUCAUAAUGAGGGAAUUUACAGGGUUUAAUAGUGCCGUCCAGAGAUUUAGCAACGUUGUGGUGCCCAUGUUCUGGGCGGAAUACAAUCAAGUUGGACUACCGUGGUACAUCUACUGUUUGAUGUAUUUCACAGUUGUCGUCUUACCGACUCUCCAAAAGAUUAUAAGUGGCUGUUGUUUUCUAACUGGAACGUUAUUCGUCGCCUUGGGUGUCAAACGAAUCAAAUCUAGGAGAAGUUACGUUCGUUACAAUAAAUCCUUGCAAUUCGAAAAAGGAAAUUAUUUUUCGGAAAAAUUGUAGUCAUUUUUUAGUUCGAUUAAAACCAAAGCUUUUAUACAAUUUAGAUGAAUUUUGCUCAACAACCAUAGGCUAGUGAUACGCCUAAUCGCUAAUA
Molecule: messenger RNA, 2288 nt
Organism: Agrilus planipennis (emerald ash borer)
Lineage: Eukaryota; Metazoa; Arthropoda; Insecta; Coleoptera; Buprestidae
Product: scavenger receptor class B member 1
Exons: 10
Coding region: 560-2194 (544 amino acids)
Cellular component (GO): cytoplasm; membrane
Molecular function (GO): scavenger receptor activity
Source: RefSeq, a predicted model, not a curated record